AUGUCCAGCGAAACCAAGAUCACCGCUGAUCCAGGCGAGGUCGAGAAAACACCCGUCUACGACGGCCAAGGCACUGAGCAAGAUCCGUUUCUGGUGGAAUUUCAAAAGGAUGACCCUGAAAACCCGAUGAACUGGGGUUUAUUGCGAAAAUGUUUCAUCACAUUCAUUGCGACUAUCUCAGUUUUUGCCGUCACCUUGACCUCCUCCGCAUACUCCGUCUCCGCCAACGAGGUCUUGAAAGACUUUGAUAUCAGCUCUGAGGUCUUUACGCUUGGUCUUUCCCUCUUCGUUCUAGGAUUUGCAAUUGGCCCUGCCGUCUGGGGUCCUCUAUCCGAGUUAUACGGAAGACAAAAGCUGUGGGUGAUCACUCACGUCGCCAUGGUCGCCUUCCUCGGGGGAUCCGCUGGCAGUAAAAACGUUGCCACGCUCUUGAUCCUACGACUGUUUGCCGGCACAUUCGGUGCAUCUCCCCUCGUGAAUUCCGGUGGCACGAUAGCCGAUCUCUUCCCACCAGCCCAGCGCGGCCUCGCUCUAACAGUCUACGCGGUUGCACCGUUCCUUGGUCCCGUUCUCGGCCCGGUGAUGGGUGGCUUCAUCAGUCAGAGCAUCGGUUGGAGGUGGGUACAGGGCGUGUGUACCAUAUUUAUCGGGAUCAUUGGUCUCCUAGGUGUCAUCUUCAUUCCUGAGACCUACGGACCGGUUCUGCUGCAGAAACGAGCGCGUCAUUUGUCGAAGAGGGAUGGCAAGGUUUAUAUCAGUGUUCUGGAGAAAAGCCAGGGGAAGAAGAAGCCAUCUGAAGUCUUCAAGCGAGCCCUGUUCCGACCUUGGAUUUUCCUUUUCCUUGAACCGAUUGUCUUGAUCGCCUCCGUCUAUAUGGCCAUCAUCUAUGGCACAGUCUACAUGUUCAUGGGUGCGAUGCCCAUCGUGUAUAAUGAAGAUCGCGGCUGGAGCGAGGGCAUCGGAGGCCUUUCAUUCCUUGGCAUUGCCGUGGGAAUCAUUUUGGGUCUGAUUUACGCGAUCUGGGACAACAACACCCGGUAUAUGAAAUUAGUCGCAUCGAACUCCACGACACCCGAAUCGCGCCUACCACCUGCCAUUGUCGGUGCAGUCGCUCUGCCAAUCGGGAUGUUCGGCUUUGCCUGGACCACCUAUCCCAGUAUCCACUGGUCUGUCAGUAUCAUUCUGUCGGCUCCCUUCGGAUUUGGCUGCGUGCUCGUUCUCCUGCCGAUCAUGAACUACCUGAUCGACUCCUACACAAUCUACGCUGCCUCUGUUUUGGCAGCAGCGGCGAUCUUCCGCUCUGUCAUUGGUGCUGUGUUCCCUCUUUUCACAUCGCAGAUGUAUCAUAACUUGGGAAUCCACUGGGCCUCUAGUAUUCCGGCUUUCAUGACCCUGGUGUGCAUACCGUUUCCGCUGAUCAUGUUCCGCUAUGGUAUGCAAGUGCGCAUGAAGUGUAAGUAUUCGUUCGAGGCAGCGGAAACCAUGAAGAAAAUGCAACAGGCCCAGGCCAAUCAAGCAAAGUAG
This is a messenger RNA of Penicillium paradoxum, 1524 nucleotides long. Its product is annotated as MFS transporter. Gene Ontology annotation, biological process: transmembrane transport. The coding region runs from base 1 to 1524 and encodes 507 amino acids. The record is from RefSeq and is a predicted model, not a curated record. Lineage: Eukaryota; Fungi; Ascomycota; Eurotiomycetes; Eurotiales; Aspergillaceae. Gene Ontology annotation, molecular function: transmembrane transporter activity. The transcript is spliced from 2 exons.